AUGGCUGAGCAGAAUCACAGCACUGUGACAGAGUUCAUUCUCAUUGGCUUUUCUGACCAUCCCAAGCUGGGAGUUAUUCUCUUCCUGGUGUUCCUCACUUUCUAUCUCGUCACCGUCCUGGGCAAUAUGGGCAUGGUCCUGCUGAUUUGUUUGGAUAACCAGCUCCACACCCCCAUGUACUUCUUCUUGAGUCACCUCUCUCUCUUGGAUGCCUGCUACUCUUCCGUCAUUAUUCCUCAGAUAUUGAUCACUCUGGUUACUGGCAGGACAAGUGUCUCCUAUAACUCUUGUGCUACUCAGUUCUUCUUUUUCACAGUCUGUGCUGGAACUGAAUGUUUUCUGCUUUCAGUGAUGGCCUAUGACCGUUAUGUUGCCAUUAGCAAUCCUCUCCUGUAUACAACAGCCAUGACGCUAGGCACCCGUUGGGGUUUGGUGGUGGGGGCUUAUGCUGGUGGUGUAUCGGGAGCUAUUCUUCGCACAGCUUGCACAUUCACACUUUCCUUCUGUGGGCCUAACAAGAUCAACUUCUUCUUCUGUGAUCUGCCACCUCUGCUGCAGCUUUCAUGCAGUGAUACCACCACCAGCCAAAUUCUGAUUCUUUUCUUUGGCAACUUUGUGAUCUUGGCCAACGCCCUCAUGAUUUUGGUUUCCUAUUUGUUCAUCAUCAGGGCCAUCCUGCAUAUAAAGUCAGUUGGGGGCAAAGUCAAGACCUUCUCCACCUGUGCCUCUCACAUCACAGCUGUGAUUCUCUUCUUUGGGACCCUUACAUUCAUGUAUAUGCGUAGCAACUCAAAUAAAUCACUCGAAGAGGACAAGGUGGUGUCUGUCUUCUAUACUGUGGUCAUUCCCAUGCUGAACCCUUUCAUCUACAGCCUGAGGAAUAAGGAGGUGAAAGCUGCCUUCAGAAAAGUCAUGAAUAGAACCCAGAUCUUUUAG
Messenger RNA from Antechinus flavipes (yellow-footed antechinus), 936 nucleotides. RefSeq names its product olfactory receptor 9I1-like. The transcript has a single exon. Lineage: Eukaryota; Metazoa; Chordata; Mammalia; Dasyuromorphia; Dasyuridae. Gene Ontology annotation, molecular function: odorant binding; olfactory receptor activity; G protein-coupled receptor activity. Gene Ontology annotation, biological process: sensory perception of smell; G protein-coupled receptor signaling pathway. The record is from RefSeq and is a predicted model, not a curated record. Gene Ontology annotation, cellular component: membrane. Bases 1 to 936 code for a protein of 311 amino acids.